Tripterygium wilfordii is the source of this 1101-nucleotide messenger RNA. RefSeq lists its product as uncharacterized. Bases 35 to 745 code for a protein of 236 amino acids. The record is from RefSeq and is a predicted model, not a curated record. The transcript has a single exon. NCBI's taxonomy places the organism in Eukaryota, Viridiplantae, Streptophyta, Magnoliopsida, Celastrales, Celastraceae.
UCUGUAUCAAUGCAGAGUCAAAAAGACAACAACAAUGGAAAACAAGCAAGCGAGAGGACACAAAAACAACAUCUUGAAGUUCCUGCCGAGAGCAGCUUCUGCUGUGAAUUUCUAUAACCCUCCGUUCAGUCCUGGAAGAGAUCACAAGACCAGACAUUCUGACAACAUUAACAAGUUUCGCACAAAGGGUUUUUCCGGUCCGAUUGUGUCUAUAAUUCCCGCCGAAUCUCGCCGGAAAAUAAAGAAUGGUGACUUGUAUGAAGCACAAGAUGAGCCAACUUCUCCGAAGAUCUCGUGUAUGGGUCAGAUCAAGCACCAUAAGCACAAGAAAAUGACGAAAAAGGAGAAGAAGAUUAUCAAGCCUCGUGAAGAAAUGGAGAGUAGUUCUACUCUGUUUUCUCCCAAAGUACAUGCGUCGAAGAUUAAGAGAAUCUUCGUCGGCCUCGGAAAGCCUCCGAGGAAAUCCGAAAAACUCGAUAGAGCAUCGUCGUUGAGUCAAAUGAAGCAGUUUGCGAGUGGUCGUAAUCACAGUAGUAUUGCAAAUUUUGAUUGGACGGCUAAGAUUGUGCCGGAUGAGUACUCCGACGAAGAAGAAGAGGAGGAGGUGAUAAUUCCAUUUUCAGCUCCUAUAACGGUGGUCAGAGGGGUGGCUUUGCAGCCGAGGAAAGAAAUUAAUUUGUGGAAGAGAAGAACCAUGAACCCGCCGCGCCCUCUGCAGUUGAAUUCCACGGUCAGAGCAAAUUGAUCCAACUUUCAGAGCAAGUUGAAUUCCUCCUUGUUCAUAGGCUGCUUUUUUUUUUUUUUUUUUGAAUCUUUUAUGAUUAUUCUUGGUUAAUUUUGAAAUUGUGAAGGGAUUGGCCCAUGAAACAAUUAAUGUGAAUAGUGAGAAACCAAGAGAUUCAAGUUUUGUGUUUUUUUAUAAGGAGAAGUGGUUCGGUUGCCGAUGGAUUUUUUUUUUUUUUCAAUUUUGAAUGAUUCUCCGUCGAGCGAAUAAAGAAAUAUAACUACUGCAUUAAUGUCUAAGAAGUGGGCUUUGUCGUCUUGUCUUGUGGAGAAGCUGUAUUCAUAUAUAAUAAUAUGAUAGCCAACAGAUUUUGACAA